AUGUACGGAUGGGAUCAUCUAAUCUUACCCCAGAUUAUCGCUAAUCUGCAGAAUCCCGAUUCGGCUAUAGAGCAUUGCUUCGAGAUGGUUCAACUACUAACGCCAGACAGAAGUAGAGUAGAGACAAUAUCAAUGGAUACAGUGUUGAAUCCCAACUUCGGCCUUCGAAAUCUUUUUGCCUACAACUAUGCCGGUCUCGCCUGUAUCUCGUUAGCGGUCUAUCUUCUGGCGUCGCAACCGUUCUACUUGUCAGAAGUCAUGAAUGUCAAAGCUUCCAAAAUGGGAUCUGUAAUCGGAACGCUAGGUGCUGUGGAUGAAUUGACUGCGAUUGUGGUGGCUCCGUUGAUCGGUACAUUAGUCGACUACAUAAACAAAACAGCAUGGAAUAUCAAGUAUCUACCAUCAGGACUGCGGACAGUUGCCGUGUUGUCAUUUUUGGUUCUUGCUGUAGCUUUAUUUGGGUACGGGACUGUUUCCGGCGGUGUGUUUCCUUCACUUUGGAUUUAUCGUUCUCUCUUUGCAAUGGGUGUAACCGGUGUCAUGAGUACCGUCGUAGUAUCGCUUCAUGAGGCUAGCUCUUCUGAUUUCCAGUGGUCGCAGUUAAAAUUUUGGAGACUGAAGGAGAACUCUAGUAUUCAAUUAAGCGGAGUUGACGACAUCGAAAGGGAGGCCUUGAUAGCAGGCAAUUUAGGGAAGCAGAAGGUUGGUACAUUUGCUGCGCUUCUUGGAGUCUGCACCGGCAUUGGCGCUAUUUUCUCCGUAUCCGUGUUUCUUACUCUCCCGACCCGUUUGGAUUUGUCACAUUUCCGGCCAACUUUAAAGGAAAACAUCAAAGCUGCAUAUGUUCUCAUAUCUGUGUUUUCUCUCUUGUCUGGCUGUCUCGUGUUUGCCUUUGGUUACGACUGCGUGAAGAAAAGACGUGCAGCGGGUCGUUCAUCUUCAUCUGAUGAACACUCGAAACUACCCUAUUUCGAAAUGAUGCGAAGAGGAAUUGAUAUCUCUCUCUCUAACCGCAGAAUCCAAAUAGCAUAUUUUGGAGCUUUGGUAUCUAGAGCAACAAGCGUUGCAAUUGCCGUGUUUGUACCACUCAUGGUAUUCAAAUUCUAUAAUGCAGCUGGUAAAUGUGGAUCCAAUGAACCUCAUGGUCAACCCCCAACCAAAAGCUCAUGUAGCGAGGCCUUUGUUUUUCUGGCUAUUUUAACAGGUGUUGCUCAGACUAUCGCUCUAAUUUUGACCCCUGUUUGGGGUGUCCUUGUGAACUCACCACGGGUUGGCUCAGCUUACACUCUUCUGUUGGCAUCCUUCAGCGGGUUGUGUGGCUCUUUUUGGUUGUCAGUUUCAAUUUAUUCAGACAAUUUUGAUCCUAGAAAUGUUUGGUGCUUCUGUGCUGUCAGCCUCAUUGCUUGUUCGCAAAUCGGUAUCAUAGUCUCAUCAAUGAGCAUUAUCAGCGUCUUUGGAAGAGAUGAAGUUGGAGAAGAUCCCAACUUGAUUGGAAGUGUGACCGGUCUCUACCACUUAUGCGGAGGUUUGGGAAUUCUUCUAUUGUCAAAAUUGGGCGGCUCUUUGAGCGAUAAAUCCAUAGCUUGGCCAUUCUCAAUACUUGCAUCGUUGUGCCUGAUUUUAACUCUAGUAUGCUUUGCUUAA
This is a messenger RNA of Australozyma saopauloensis, 1644 nucleotides long. RefSeq lists its product as uncharacterized. The transcript has a single exon. Lineage: Eukaryota; Fungi; Ascomycota; Pichiomycetes; Serinales; Metschnikowiaceae. Bases 1 to 1644 code for a protein of 547 amino acids. The record is from RefSeq and is a predicted model, not a curated record.